Silurus meridionalis is the source of this 2740-nucleotide messenger RNA. RefSeq names its product transmembrane protein 39A (gene tmem39a). The coding region runs from base 481 to 1932 and encodes 483 amino acids. Gene Ontology annotation, biological process: negative regulation of autophagosome maturation; negative regulation of autophagosome assembly. The transcript has 9 exons. Gene Ontology annotation, cellular component: endoplasmic reticulum membrane. The record is from RefSeq and is a predicted model, not a curated record. Lineage: Eukaryota; Metazoa; Chordata; Actinopteri; Siluriformes; Siluridae.
GUACGAAACGAGGGGGCGGACGCGGGAGGAGGCGUCGGAUUGCCACGUCGGAUUGCGUGUAAAAAAAGGGAAAAAAAAAACCUAACUCGGACUAAGUUUGCUACUUGAUUGAGUGUAUGAGACUGUGUGAGUGAGUGAGUAAGUGAGUGUGUAUGUGUAUUAGGAAAAUAAACACAAACAACAACAACCUUCUUAAUACCCGGAACCGUUACUCGAGCGCGUGACUCUCGCUUUUUUUUUCUCCCCACGCCGAAGAACAUCUGAUCGUUAUUAGACACACCACCGCGAGUGGGUUUUUUUUUGUGUUGGCUGUGGACCCGAUGCUGCACUCCGGCUGACUGAUGCGUCCAAUCCAUCCGCUCGGAAUUGAUGCUGGCCGGGCAACAGUGGGGGAGGAGGCCGUGAGGACGUUGGAGACGGGAGCUGCUGGGACUGCGCUGGUGGUGGUGGUGCUGGUGGUCGGCACCGUGCGAGCCGGAUAUGCCCGGAGGUCGCAGGGGUCCGAGUAGACAGCAGCUGAGCCGCUCGGCGUUGCCGUCCCUGCAAACUUUGGUGGGGGGCAGCCUCAGCAACGGCACAGGCCACAGGAGCAGGAGCAGUAAUUCAUCGGGUCUGUCGGCUCCCCCGCUCACGACCCUGAUUACGCCCGAACCGGUGCGCCACUGCCGCAUUCCCGAGCUUCCCCUGGACAGCAGCUUGCUUUUCGAGUUUCUGCUCUUCCUCUACCUGCUGGUGGCCCUCUUUGUGCAGUAUAUAAACAUCUACAGGACGGUGUGGUGGUAUCCUCACAUCCACCCCGCUGCCUCUACCUCGCUGAACUUUUAUCUGAUAGACUACCACCUGGCUAUCUUCAUCACCGUGAUGCUGGCCAGAAGACUAGUAUGGACCAUUGUCUCUGAGGCCUCCCAGGCGAGCCCGUCUUCAUUCGUGCAGUAUGUGCUGCUGAUCGUGGCCCGGCUCAGCCUUCUCACACUGUGUGGCUGGAUUCUCUGCUGGACCCUUGUUAACCUCUUCAAGACCCACUCGGUGCUUAACCUGCUCUUCUUGGGCUACCCGUUUGGCGUCUACGUGCCGCUCUGUUGCUUUCACCAAGAGGGCCGAAGCCAGCAAACCGCGCCAGACUGCUCGUUCCCGGAGCAGGAUGGAGCAGACAGCUCCCUGCAGCGACCCAAAGACUUCUUAGCGCUCGUGCGUGAGAAUCUACGCGAGCAGUUCUUCAGCCCCGCCCACGUCCCCGCCCACACGUGCCCGCCCUCUCCGGAGCUCAUACGCAGCGAGGUGGAGGAACUCAAGAGCGACUUCAACCGUCGCAUCAAAGAGGUGCUGUUCAAUUCGCUGUUCAGUGCCUACUACGUGGCCUUCUUACCCCUCUGUUUCGUCCAGAAAACGCAGUACUACGAUAUGCGCUGGUCAUGUGAGCACUUGAUCAUGGUGUGGAUCAAUGCGUUCGUAAUGCUGAUGAGUCAGUUGCUCCCUCCGAGCUACUGCGACCUGCUGCACCGCUCAGCUGCACAUCUGGGCCGCUGGCAGAGGCUCGAGCAUGGCUCCUACAGCAACGCACCACAACACACGUGGUCAGAGAACACAAUCUGGCCUCAGGGUGUGUUAGUGAGACACAGUCGCUGUCUUUACAAGGCCGUAGGGCCAUAUAACGUGGCCUUGCCCUCUGACGUCUCACACGCCAGAUUUUAUUUCCUGUUCCAUAAGCCAUUGCGGAUCCUGAACCUUCUGAUCGGGAUCGAGUCGAGCGUGGUUCUCUACCAGCUGUACUCACUGCUGCGCUCCGAGCGCUGGAACCACACGCUCUCGCUAGGCCUCAUUCUCUUCUGCAACUACUACGUGCUGUUUAAGCUGCUGCGGGACCGCAUCGUGCUGGGCAAAGCCUACUCGUACCCUCUGAACAGCAACGGCAUGGGCCUCAAGUCCCAGUGACGUGUGCUCUGUUCAGGGGCGUUUUAUCAAAUGACUGUGAACUCCAGCUGGUAUUUCUUUUGAUACGGUUCUAUUUUUUCCUGCAACUGUUUCUAUCUAUUUAAGAAAAUAUUUUAUUUUGUAUACUGUUACAUGAACGAACGCAAAAGGGCAUUACGUUUGCAUGACGUGAUGUCGUUUCUUCCCCACUAUGGAAAAAGUUUUUGGAAAAAAUGAAAUGGUGGGGGGGAAAAAAAAUAGGCGCAGACGAAGAGAAGCGUCCAUGCUUUAUUUUUUUUGUUUAGUUUUUUUUUACUAUUAUUUUAAAGCACGUGUCCCACACAACAUCCAGUUUUUUGCCAAAGAUGCUCUUAAAACCCCACCCCCCCACCCCACCUAUCUGGUCAUGAGUGGAGUUCAGCUGUCUGCUCUCGACGCAGAGGUCUGCGAAGUCGAUAAAAUUCAAUCAUGUAUAGUGAAUGCUGUAUUACUUCUCUUCAUUGCAUUACUGUAUUUUAUGAUGAUUAACCGUUAAUAGCGUGAUAUCGGUGCAUAAUUAUUAUUUUUUUUUUUUCUUUUUUCCUGCCGCCACAGCAUUUUUGAAGCUUAGUAGAUACCACUUUUUGUUUCCUGUUUAUUUAUGCUCAUCUCUGUGCCAAAUCCCAGGAUGCUAUUGGAGCCUUCCAUUGCCAUUAUUUCCAACAUGGCUUAUGGCUGUGGCUGCAUAGCUGCUUGGUGAGGGGCCAUAGUCUGUUAAUCUUGCAGUAUUCGACACAAUGCAGCAUUAUUUCAGAAUGCCAUGGAAUCCAGAAUAAAACAAGAAAACGUC